UAUCUUCUCCAACUUAGCAACAUUUAGAGUUGCAAUCUUAUCCCCCUCAAAAAACAAAAAAUGGAUUCUCUUCUACAAGCCUUACAACCUUUGCCUAUGACACUUUUAUUCACCAUUCCUUUACUAUUCUUAUUGGGUCUAGUAUUUCGAACUCGUCGAAGGUUGCCAUAUCCACCAGGACCUAAAGGGUUACCGAUUAUCGGUAACAUGUCUUUGAUGGAUCAAUUAACUCAUCGAGGACUGGCCAAAUUGGCUAAGCAAUUUGGUGGUAUUUUUCACCUCCGUAUUGGGUACUUACACAUGGUAGCUGUGUCGAGCCCUGAUGUGGCUCGACAGGUCCUUCAAGUUCAAGACAACAUCUUUUCAAAUCGACCAGCCACCAUAGCCAUCAGCUACCUUACUUAUGAUCGAGCUGACAUGGCUUUUGCUCACUACGGACCCUUCUGGCGCCAGAUGCGUAAGCUUUGUGUCAUGAAACUGUUCAGUCGCAAAAGGGCUGAGUCAUGGGAGUCUGUUCGAGACGAGGUGGACUCGACCGUGAGAGACGUGGUGGCCAACACUGGCAAAGCUGUGAACGUAGGCGAGCUUGUGUUUUCACUGACGAGGAAUAUCAUAUACAGGGCCGCGUUUGGGUCGCUGUCACACGAUGGACAAGACGAGUUCAUUACGAUAUUGCAAGAGUUCUCCAAGUUGUUUGGAGCUUUCAAUAUUGCUGAUUUUAUUCCUUGGCUUGGCUGGGCUGAUCCCCAAGGACUCAACAACAGGCUCGAGAAGGCUCGUCAGUCACUCGACGGGUUCAUCGACCACAUCAUCGACGAUCACAUAAACAAGAAGAAGAAACAUGGCGUCGUUGAAGGUGACACUGAUAUGGUGGAUGAAUUACUAGCUUUUUACAGCGAGGAAGCUAAAGUUAAUGAGUCCGAUGACUCCAUUAAACUCACUAGAGAUAACAUCAAAGCCAUCAUCAUGGACGUGAUGUUUGGUGGGACAGAGACGGUGGCGUCGGCAAUUGAGUGGGCCAUGGCGGAGCUGAUGAAAAGCCCAGAGGAUCUAAAGAAGGUCCAAGAAGAACUAGCAGACGUGGUGGGUUUGGAUAGAAGAGUGGAAGAGAGUGACUUCGACAAGCUGAAGUACCUUAAAUGUUGUCUCAAAGAAACACUGCGUCUCCACCCACCAAUUCCACUGCUCCUCCACGAGACCGCCGAGGAUGCUGAGGUGGCAGGUUACUACAUUCCAGCAAAGUCACGCGUGAUGAUCAACGCGUGGGCUAUUGGCAGAGACAGUAACUCAUGGGAAGACGCUGAAACUUUCAAGCCCUCAAGGUUUUUACAAGAAGGUGUGCCUGAUUACAAAGGGAGCAACUUCGAGUUUAUUCCAUUCGGGUCGGGUCGGAGGUCAUGCCCCGGUAUGCAACUCGGACUCUACGCGCUUGACUUGUGUGUGGCUCACCUUCUUCACUGCUUCACGUGGGAAUUGCCUGAUGGGAUGAAACCGAGUGAGAUGGACAUGAAUGACGUGUUUGGACUCACUGCACCUAGAGCGAUUCGACUCGUCGCGGUACCCACUAAACGCGUGGUGUGUCCGCUUUGAGAAAAAAACAACAACCGAGUGCAUGCCGGUCUGAAGUCUUUGGAGAUUAUAUUCAUAAUAAUAGGGAAAAUUUAAAGAACGGUCACAGCUGAAUUGCAUGGUUUUUAUUUCUUUUCCAAAUCUUUCUUUGUUUUUAUCAUAUUUGGGAAGAACCAAGAAAAAAUAACUGAGAAGAGAUGAAAUUGAGAGGCCUUCAAUUCGUCUACUCUGUAGAUAAGACUCUCUUUUUCAUUUGGUUCAUGUGGAAAUUUGUAUUGUAUUUUUAUCUUUCUUGUCUUUUUGUCUUUCUUUUACCGUAUAUUUUUCUUUAACACUCAAAUAAAGAUAAUCAAAAGAAACUUUUAUGUGCA
Molecule: messenger RNA, 1940 nt
Organism: Quercus lobata
Lineage: Eukaryota; Viridiplantae; Streptophyta; Magnoliopsida; Fagales; Fagaceae
Product: cytochrome P450 84A1-like
Exons: 2
Coding region: 61-1590 (509 amino acids)
Molecular function (GO): iron ion binding; monooxygenase activity; oxidoreductase activity, acting on paired donors, with incorporation or reduction of molecular oxygen
Source: RefSeq, a predicted model, not a curated record